AUGCUUCAAGAAGCCGAGCCCAGAACUGUAGCACCUCUGCAUCCAGUUCUGGACUCUAAGAAGACAAUCUCUUUGAUCGUAUAUUUGAUAGGGACGCGUUGUGGAGAUAUAUGCCCUGAAGCAUCUGGAAAAACAACACUUGCUCUACAUGUUAUUGCAGAAGCACAAAAACAAGGAGGAACCUGUGUCUUUGUAGAUGCUCUGAGCAUGCUCAUUGCUCUUGAUUCGUCCCUUGCUAAGGCUAUCGGUGUAAAUACAGAAAAUCUACUUCUAUCACAGCCUUAUUGUGGUGAACAGGCCCUUAGUCUUGUGGACACUUUAAUCCGAAGUGGUUCAAUUGAUGUUAUUGUUGUUGACAGUGUGGCUGCUCUUGUACCUAAAGGAGAACUUGAGGGUGAGAUGGGUGAUGCUCAUAUGGCUAUGCAAGCCAGAUUGAUGAGCCAAGCUUUGCGUAAAUUGAGCCACUCUAUCGUUAUCGCAAACACUUCUGAUCUUUAUUAA
This is a messenger RNA of Arabis nemorensis, 501 nucleotides long. The record is from the annotation of a GenBank genome assembly. Lineage: Eukaryota; Viridiplantae; Streptophyta; Magnoliopsida; Brassicales; Brassicaceae.